Messenger RNA from Coregonus clupeaformis (lake whitefish), 7266 nucleotides. RefSeq names its product DNA-directed RNA polymerase II subunit RPB1-like. Lineage: Eukaryota; Metazoa; Chordata; Actinopteri; Salmoniformes; Salmonidae. Gene Ontology annotation, molecular function: DNA binding. Gene Ontology annotation, cellular component: RNA polymerase II, core complex. Gene Ontology annotation, biological process: transcription by RNA polymerase II. The record is from RefSeq and is a predicted model, not a curated record.
UGGAGUGUAGAUCAGGAAAAGGGAAGGGGACAGCUGUUAGUUAUAGUAAAUAGGAGUAAAACGUAAAUAAAUAGACUCCAAGGGCAAUAACCAACGUGGGUCUUCGGGAUAUCGCCUUCGGAGACAUUCCGGUCACCGUUGGCGGCCUGGCCAGAGUCCUGGUGGCAAUUUAAAGCUGUUCUUUCUUACAAAAGCGGCGUGCCAAGGGAGGACGCGUCUCUCUGAAUAGACAGGAUGCACGGACCGCCCUCCGGCGACAGCGCAUGCCCAUUGCGCCUCAUCAAGAGAGUGCAAUUCGGCAUCAUCAGCCCAGAUGAGCUUAAACGGAUGUCGGUCACGGAAGGGGGAAUCAAGUACCCCGAGACCACAGAAGGAGGGCGUCCUAAACUUGGUGGGCUGAUGGACCCCAGACAAGGUGUCAUCGAACGAUCUGGAAGGUGUCAAACGUGUGCAGGUAACAUGACAGAAUGCCCGGGCCACUUCGGCCACAUAGAGCUGGCCAAGCCCGUGUUCCAUGUGGGCUUCGUCAACAAGAUCAUGAAGGUCCUCCGGUGUGUCUGCUACUCCUGCUCCAAGCUGCUGGUCGACACGAAUAACCCAAAGAUCAAAGACAUCCUGCAGAAGUCCAAGGGGCAGCCCAGGAAGCGUCUGACCCACGUGUACGACCUGUGUAAAGGCAAGAACAUCUGCGAGGGCGGAGAGGAGAUGGACAACAAGUUUGGAGUGGAGCAGCAGGAACACAACAGUGAGGACAUCACUAAGGAGAAGGGCCACGGUGGUUGUGGGCGCUACCAGCCGCGGAUCCGUCGGUCGGGCCUGGAGCUGUAUGCUGAGUGGAAGCACGUGAACGAGGACUCGCAGGAGAAGAAGAUCCUGCUGAGUCCCGAGCGCGUCUACGAGAUCUUCAAGCGCAUCUCGGAUGAGGAGGAUGUCAUCCUGGGCUUGGACCCCAAGUUCUCCCGGCCCGAGUGGAUGAUCGUCACAGUACUCCCCGUGCCGCCGCUGGCUGUCCGGCCCGCCGUCGUCAUGCAGGGCUCUGCCCGUAACCAGGAUGACUUGACACACAAGCUGGCCGACAUCGUCAAGAUCAACAACCAGCUACGGCGGAACGAGCAGAGCGGCGCGGCGGCCCACGUCAUCGCUGAGGACGUGAAGCUGCUGCAGUUCCACGUGGCCACCAUGGUGGACAACGAGCUGCCAGGCCUGCCCAGGGCGAUGCAGAAAUCGGGCCGCCCGCUCAAAUCCCUCAAACAGCGUCUGAAGGGGAAGGAGGGGCGUGUCCGAGGUAACCUAAUGGGGAAACGUGUGGACUUCUCAGCCCGAACCGUCAUCACCCCCGACCCCAACCUCCAGAUCGACCAAGUGGGUGUCCCGCGCUCCAUCGCAGCCAACAUGACCUUCCCAGAAAUCGUCACACCCUUUAACAUUGACAGGUUACAGGAGCUGGUGCGCAGAGGCAACAGCCAGUAUCCCGGAGCCAAAUAUAUCAUCCGCGACAACGGGGAUAGAAUCGACCUGCGGUUUCACCCCAAACCAAGUGACCUUCACCUCCAGAUCGGCUACAAGGUGGAAAGACAUAUGUGCGACGGUGACAUCAUCAUCUUCAACAGACAGCCCACGCUACAUAAAAUGUCUAUGAUGGGGCACAGAGUCCGAAUCCUGCCCUGGUCCACCUUCCGAAUGAACCUCAGUGUAACCACCCCAUACAAUGCUGACUUUGAUGGGGACGAGAUGAACCUGCAUCUCCCCCAGUCCCUGGAGACGAGAGCUGAGAUCCAGGAGCUUGCCAUGGUGCCUCGUAUGAUCGUCACCCCCCAGUCCAACAGGCCCGUUAUGGGCAUCGUGCAGGACACCCUCACCGCUGUGCGCAAAUUCACCAAGAGGGAUGUCUUCCUAGAGAGGGGCGAUGUGAUGAACCUCCUGAUGUUCCUGUCCACGUGGGACGGCAAGGUGCCCCAGCCAGCCAUCCUGAAGCCCCGGCCUCUCUGGACGGGCAAGCAGAUCUUCAGCCUUAUCAUCCCGGGCCACAUCAACGCCAUCCGAACACACAGCACCCACCCAGACGAGGAGGACAGUGGGCCCUACAAACACAUCUCCCCUGGGGACACAAAGGUGAUAGUGGAGAAUGGAGAGCUGAUCAUGGGCAUCCUGUGUAAGAAGUCCCUGGGUACCUCUGCUGGCUCCCUGGUCCACAUCUGCUUCCUGGAGAUGGGCCACGACGUCACCCGCCUCUUCUACUCCAACAUCCAGACGGUGGUCAAUAACUGGCUGCUCAUUGAGGGUGCCUCUAUCGGUAUUGGUGACUCCAUUGCUGACGCAAAGACCUACCUGGACAUUCAGAACACCAUCAAGAAGGCCAAACAGGAUGUAAUAGAGGUCAUUGAGAAGGCCCACAACAACGAGUUGGAGCCCACCCCUGGUAACACGCUGAGGCAGACCUUUGAGAACCAGGUGAAUCGCAUCCUGAACGACGCCCGUGACAAAACGGGUUCCUCUGCCCAGAAGUCCCUGUCUGAGUACAACAACUUCAAGUCCAUGGUGGUGGCCGGCUCCAAGGGCUCAAAGAUUAACAUCUCUCAGGUUAUUGCUGUGGUGGGGCAGCAGAACGUGGAGGGUAAACGUAUCCCCUUCGGCUUCAAGCACCGCACGCUCCCCCACUUCAUCAAGGAUGACUACGGCCCCGAGAGCAGAGGCUUCGUGGAGAACUCAUACCUGGCCGGUCUCACGCCCACGGAGUUCUUCUUCCACGCCAUGGGAGGCAGGGAGGGGCUUAUCGACACCGCUGUGAAGACCGCCGAAACUGGUUACAUCCAGCGUCGUCUGAUCAAGUCCAUGGAGUCUGUGAUGGUGAAGUAUGACGCCACGGUGCGGAACUCCAUCAACCAGGUAGUGCAGCUUCGCUACGGAGAGGACGGCCUGGCCGGGGAGUCUGUGGAGUUCCAGAACAUGGCCACGCUCAAACCCUCCAACAAGGCCUUCGAGAAGAAGUUCAGGUUUGACUGCACCAACGAGCGGGCUCUGCGGCGCACCCUGCAGGAGGAGGUGGUGAAGGACGUGAUGACCAACGCCCAGGUGCAGAGCGCCCUGGAGAGGGAGUAUGAGAAGAUGAAGGAGGACAGAGAGAUUCUGAGGGCCAUCUUCCCCACUGGGGACAGCAAGGUGGUGCUGCCAUGCAACCUGGCCAGGAUGAUCUGGAAUGCCCAGAAGAUCUUCAGGAUCAACCCCCGCACCCCCACAGACCUCAACCCCCUACGAGUGGUAGAGGGUGUCCAGGAGCUGAGUAAGAAGCUGGUGAUUGUGAACGGCGAGGACCACCUAAGCAGACAGGCCCAGCAGAACGCCACGCUGCUCUUCAACAUCCACCUACGCUCCACGCUCAGCUCCCGACGCAUGACCGACGAGUUCCGACUGAGCACCGAGGCUUACGACUGGCUACUGGGGGAGAUCGAGAGCAAGUUCAACCAGUCUAUCGCCCACCCGGGUGAGAUGGUGGGGGCGUUAGCCGCCCAGUCACUGGGAGAACCCGCCACCCAGAUGACCCUGAACACCUUCCACUAUGCCGGCGUGUCGGCCAAGAACGUCACCCUGGGCGUGCCGCGUCUCAAGGAGCUGAUCAACAUCUCCAAGCGGCCCAAGACCCCCUCCCUCACCGUGUUCCUGCUGGGCCAGGCGGCCCGCGACGCCGAGAGGGCCAAGGAUAUCCUCUGUCGUCUGGAGCACACCACCCUCAGAAAGGUGACUGCCAACACAGCCAUCUACUACGACCCUAACCCCCAGAGUACGGUGGUGACGGAGGACCAGGAGUGGGUCAACGUCUACUAUGAGAUGCCUGACUUCGACGUGACUCGCAUCUCCCCCUGGCUGCUCCGCAUCGAGCUCGACCGGAAACACAUGACUGACCGCAAGCUGACCAUGGAGCAGAUCGCAGAGAAGAUCAAUGCAGGUUUCGGAGAUGAUCUGAACUGUAUCUUCAAUGACGACAACGCCGAGAAGCUGGUUCUGCGAAUUCGCAUCAUGAACAGCGACGAGAACAAGUUCCAUGAGGACGAGGAGGUGGUGGACAAGAUGGACGACGACGUGUUCCUGAGGUGCAUCGAGUCCAACAUGCUGACGGACAUGACACUGCAGGGUAUCGAGCAGAUCAGCAAGGUGUACAUGCACUUGCCCCAGACAGACAACAAGAAGAAAAUCAUCAUUACAGAGGAGGGAGAGUUCAAGGCCCUGCAGGAGUGGAUCCUGGAGACAGACGGCGUGGGACUGAUGAGGGUCCUCAGUGAGAAGGACGUGGACCCCGUCAGGACCACCUCCAACGACAUCGUAGAGAUCUUCACGGUACUGGGUAUCGAGGCUGUACGUAAGGCACUGGAGAGGGAGUUGAACCACGUCAUCUCCUUUGACGGUUCCUACGUCAACUACCGGCACUUGUCGUUGCUUUGCGACACCAUGACGUGCCGCGGUCACCUGAUGGCCAUCACGCGUCACGGCAUCAACAGACAGGACACGGGACCCCUCAUGAAGUGCUCCUUUGAGGAGACGGUGGACGUGCUGAUGGAGGCGUCGUCCCACGGGGAGAGUGACCCUAUGAAGGGUGUGUCUGAGAACAUUAUGCUGGGUCAACUGGCCCCCUGUGGUACGGGCUGCUUUGACCUGCUGCUGGACGCUGAAAAGUGCAAGUACGGCAUGGAGAUCCCCACCAACAUCCCCGGUAUCAGCGUGGCUGGACCCACCGGAAUGUUCUUUGGCUCGGCGCCCAGCCCCAUGAGUGGCAUGUCCCCAGCCAUGACCCCCUGGAACACUGGAGCCACCCCCGCCUACGGUGCCUGGUCCCCCAGCAUUGGUAGCGGGAUGACCCCCGGAGCAGCAGGCUUCUCUCCCAGUGCAGCGUCCGACGCCAGUGGCUUUUCUCCGGGCUACUCCCCGGCCUGGUCCCCUACCCCUGGAUCUCCUGGGUCCCCGGGACCAGCCAGCCCCUACAUCCCCUCUCCAGGAGGUGCAAUGUCUCCCAACUACUCGCCCACCUCCCCGGCCUACGAGCCCCGCUCUCCUGGGGGAUACACCCCCCAAAGCCCGGGCUACUCCCCAACCUCCCCCUCCUACUCCCCAACCUCCCCCUCUUACUCCCCCACCAGCCCCAACUACAGCCCCACCUCACCCUCCUAUUCACCCACCUCCCCGUCAUACUCCCCAACCUCCCCCUCAUACUCCCCAACCUCCCCUAGUUACUCCCCCACCUCCCCCUCUUACUCUCCAACUUCCCCCUCCUACUCUCCAACCUCUCCCUCUUACAGCCCUACGUCCCCAAGCUACAGCCCCACGUCCCCAAGCUAUUCCCCCACCUCGCCUAGCUAUUCCCCCACCUCGCCUAGCUACUCCCCCACCUCCCCCUCUUACUCCCCCACCUCCCCCUCUUACUCCCCCACUUCACCCUCUUACUCCCCCACCUCACCCUCUUACUCCCCCACCUCACCAAGCUACAGCCCCUCUUCACCCAACUACACCCCCACCUCUCCCUCCUACUCCCCCACCUCUCCCUCCUACUCCCCCACCUCCCCCUCCUACUCCCCCCACCUCCCCAAACUACCCCCCACCAGCCCCAACUACUCCCCAACCUCCCCCUCUUAUUCUCCCACCUCUCCGUCCUACUCUCCCUCCAGCCCGCGCUUCACCCCCCAGUCGCCCACUUACACCCCCAGUUCUCCCUCCUACAGCCCCAGCUCGCCCUCCUACUCACCCACCUCUCCCAAAUACACCCCUACGUCACCCUCUUACUCCCCCAGCUCUCCAGAGUACACCCCCACCUCCCCCAAAUACUCCCCCACCUCGCCCAAGUACUCUCCGACCUCUCCCAAAUACUCGCCCACCUCCCCGACUUACUCACCGACGACGCCCAAGUACAGCCCCACGUCUCCCACCUACUCCCCCACCUCACCCACCUACACCCCCACCAGCCCCAAGUACUCCCCUACCUCCCCAACCUACUCUCCAACCUCACCCAAAUAUUCUCCCACCUCCCCCACCUACUCACCCACUAGCCCCAAAGGGUCCACCUACAGCCCCCUGUCUCCGGGCUACAGCAACCCCUCGCCCAGCUUCACCCUCACCAGCCCGGCCAUCAGCCCAGACGACAGUGACGAGGAGAACAACUGAGGGAGCCAGGAAGAGAGGGGGCUGAGGAGCCUCUCUCUGCCCCACUCCAAGCCCCUGGACUGGGGCUGGAAAACUGAAGGAUAGCCUCUCUGCUGGAGGUGUUGGUGAUUUGGGUGGACAAAGAAAAGAAAAAAACCUGGGAAACCCACUUGUGAUUUUUUUUAUUUUGGGGACCACUGUACCCUCCCAGCCUCGUCCAACUCAGGGGGGAGGGUCCCAAAAAAUAUUUCCUACUAUUGUAUUUGAUAGACUUGAACAGUUUAGCCAGGAGAAAAGGCUGCCUUUUGAACUAGAAGUUUUGUUUCUGUUAUUAAUUUUCAUGUGGGCUGUUGAAGCAGAGUUCUAUGUACCUAGAGGAAAGCAGAGGUGAGGGAGAUGUGGUUACCACGUUGACAAAAACCUCCCUCCUUUUCACCCUACAGCACCCAGUCUCUCUCUCUCUGAACUUCACUGUUGGAUGUAUAUUUGUAGGGGAGUGUGUUGCCAAAAGCCUUGAGAAAUCUACCAGUGGGAUUGUAUUUCUCUCCUUAAAAAGCAUUUAAGCUUCCAAAAAAAACAACUAGAGGAGUAGAAGAGUUGAGCUGAUCUUUAUUGCAUAUUUUACUGAAACGUAUCUUUAGUUUUUCAGUUUUUCUAAAUCUACAGUUGUUGCUGCCAGUUUGGGUUUGAAGAAAAAGUUGAGCUAAUGUUUUUUGAUAUGUCAAAUCAAAUGUUUGUCACAUGCGCCGAAUACACGUUAUAUACGUUACAAGCCCUUAACCAACAAUGCAGUUCAAGAAAUAGAGUUAAGAAAAUAUUUACUAAAUGAACUAAAGACUGGCCAGAUUUGAGAUGGAACAGAAUAAAAGAGUACAAGUCUGCAGUUCAGAACAGUGGGAGUAGAGUAGUGGAAAGGGUUGCCUGGACUCUGCAUGUGAUAAUGAAUAGUUGUAUUACUUUCAGCACAUAGUCCAGGGCUGCAAAUGAAGACAGCCUGGGACGGGAGAUGGUCAGGUCAUGGAUGCAGAAAGCUGAAAGGGAGAGAGACUCUUGUAACGAAUUUCCGUGGAGACGUUGACAUUUUGUCACCUCUCCACGACUUUCCAAAUAAACCCUUUAUCCUCCCUUCUCCCCUUGACG